Siniperca chuatsi (mandarin fish) is the source of this 2006-nucleotide messenger RNA. It is a transcript of the gene cep57l1, whose product is annotated as centrosomal protein 57, like 1. Gene Ontology annotation, molecular function: gamma-tubulin binding; microtubule binding; identical protein binding. Lineage: Eukaryota; Metazoa; Chordata; Actinopteri; Centrarchiformes; Sinipercidae. The record is from RefSeq and is a predicted model, not a curated record. Gene Ontology annotation, cellular component: centrosome. Bases 237 to 1676 code for a protein of 479 amino acids. The transcript is spliced from 11 exons.
GGACUGGGGCUGUGGAGGAGGAAACAGGCGGAACCACAGUGCUGAGGGCGGCAAAGAGGAGGGAAAUUUAAAAAGUCCGGACUGCCUGGUGGUGGUGACAGGCUAACUGAGUCGCUCGGAGAAACCAGUUACCCUAGCUACAUAAUAAUCAUUAAUAACUUACAUAAGCAGUCCGGAAAUAUUAGUUGUAAACAUAUGAUUCUUUUCGAAACGAGUAUCGACCUCUAUGUCACAGAAUGGAGACUCAUUACGAUCAGAUUUUAGACUCACCCUCCAAAAACAGUUACAUUGGGAGCUAUUACCAGCCUCCAGACAGGAUACUACCAGCACACUCAUCCAUCAGCAUGGACCCACAGAUGAGCGGCCCUCGGGUGUCUCAGACCAAACCUAAUAUUGACAGCAGAGCUGUUGUUGAUGCAUUGAAGACCCUCCAGGAGAAAAUCAGAAGGUUGGAGCUGGAAAGGAAGCAAGCGGAGAAGAGCUACCAGCAGUUUUCCCAUGAUGCUCAGAAUCAUCAACAGGUCAAAGCAUCUUACACGGGGCCCAGUCAACCAGCAGCCAGCUUGCCUGAGACAGAUAACUCAGGCAGGAAAGAGUUGGACUCGAAGCUCCAGACUGCAGAGGCUCGGUGUAAUGUUCUUGAGAAGCAGCUGGACUACAUGAGAAAGAUGGUUGAAAACGCUAAGAAGGAGAGGAAUGCUCUCAUGGAGAAUCAGGCUUCACUGCAGAGCCAGCAGCCAAGCAGCUCAAACACCCAAUCUCAGCGGGAGAAGCUGGAAAAACUUGAAUCAGAGUGUCUCAAAUUGAGUAGGACCCAAACUGUGGCAGAGACGAAGCUUGCCGUUCUGGAGCAAAAACUACUCAAAGAAGAGCAUGAGCGUAAACUUGUGCAGGAGAAAGCAAACGCGCUGCGGAAGGAGUUGGACAUCAACCUUCGAUUAACUGUGCCAACUUCUGAAGAGAUGAAGCCAAAGAAGAAAACAAAAAAGACCAUCAAGAAAACCUCCAGACAGAAUGAGCUGGCAUCACCAAGUGGCCCAAGGCACAAAAAAAUGCCCUUUGUUGCAGGAACAUCGACAAGCCCAAGCCAUUCAGUCCACGCCAACAUACAAAGUAUACUUCACAUGAUGAAGCACCAUCAGCCCCAGCUUUGUGAACGAGUGAGCUCUCUGCACAGGUCUGGUUGUGGAGCCAAGAAAAGCCUUCAAAAGGACUUUUCUUCAUCUUCCACCACUGACAGAGAGCUCGAACAAGCAGAUCAGUCACUGGGCUCGCUGUCUGACCUGCUCUUGGCUCUGCAGGACGAGCUAGGACAAAUGAGCUUUGAGCAUCAGGAGUUGGUGGGUCAGAUAGAUGCAACCCAACAUCGCAAGCAGAGGCAGGAUCUGCAGAGAGAACUGGAGAGGUUGGUUGCGAGGAUGGAGGAGAAGGGAGCUCAGAUCACUAAGCUCCGCAAACACCAGCAGACGGUCCAUAAAUUGACCCAGAGACAGCCAUGUGCUGAGGAACACACAGCCAAGAAGUUGAGUGGGAUCGAGCCACCUGUUCCUUCUCCUGUUAAGGCUAAAAGGAAAGGAAAGAAAGGUUUGGCCACUCACAACAACCUGCAGCUUCUCAGAGAGACCCAGAAGUUCAGAAACAGCCUACAACAAGACGACCUCUCCUGGGAAACAUGAGGUUCUCUGAAAGACUGUUCUGUGUGUGGGCUUUGAUGCUACAGCUGGUUGAACCACAAGACUCCCCCUUUGGUUCCUUGCAGCCUGCUUUCUCUCCCCUCUCUUCAAAUGGCCUCUGGAACACUUUUAUCAACAAAUAAAAAGGGAAUAAAGUGUUUUUGUGUUUUACACAGGAAUUGAUAAUGUGUUACUUAUCAAACCUAUUGAGCAGUGGUUGAUUGACUUAUAGUACAUAUAGUUUAUGAAUCAUGACCUUAUAUCUCAUCUCAAAUGAAGUUGGAGUAAUCUGUUUUUAAUAUUUAAAAUUUUAAAUAAAGCUUAUUCUCUUUA